Labrus mixtus (cuckoo wrasse) is the source of this 4074-nucleotide messenger RNA. It is a transcript of the gene dcaf8, whose product is annotated as DDB1 and CUL4 associated factor 8. Bases 297 to 2120 code for a protein of 607 amino acids. Gene Ontology annotation, cellular component: Cul4-RING E3 ubiquitin ligase complex; cytoplasm. The record is from RefSeq and is a predicted model, not a curated record. Gene Ontology annotation, molecular function: protein binding. NCBI's taxonomy places the organism in Eukaryota, Metazoa, Chordata, Actinopteri, Labriformes, Labridae. The transcript is spliced from 13 exons.
GAAGAAGAAGAAGAAGCUGAGCCGUCAAAACAUAAACAGAGCAGUCAACCCUGUGUGAACGCAGCUAGCUUACUUAAAGUCCGUCUGUUGCAGAAAAGCUUACGCACGCAGUCCUAAUGUCGUGUGUUAACCGUGAAAGAGUUCACAGACGAGACACUUAGCUCUAUUUGCUAAGCAGUGGAGUGAAGAAAAUAUAUCUGCAAUAAAGAUUAGGACUAAACUAAGACGUACGCCUCGUCGGGCCUUCGAGUAGAGGUUCUCCCCCUCGGGUCGACGCAGGACAAAAGGAGACAGAAAUGGCUGAAGCUGACGGCAAAUCCACUGUGCUGAACGAAAGCUCAGAGGAAAAAGAACCAGGAGAAGAUCAACACAAGGAGGAAGACGCCUCUGGAAGCAGAGAGGGACAAACACAUGAUGCUCCCAAAGAAACAGGGGAGGCGUCUGGAGACAAGCCGGUGCCAGGCGAGGAAGGAGAGGCGGGGGAGAACAGAGAGGGAGAGGUGGAGGAUGACACCGACAGCAUGGACGGCAGCGGUCUUUACUCGCUGACUGAGGAUGGAGAUCGAGAGAGCGAGGGAGGCAGGCGAGAGCGAGCGAAGGACAAAGACGGCGGGAAAAGGGCCGCCAGAAAGAGGAACAGACCCGGCGGCGGCAGCAAUCACUCCAGCAGCUCGGACGAGGACAACGACGAGGACGAAGACGAAGAUCAGAAAGACGACGAAGAUGACGACGACGACGAGGCCAUGGAGGCGUGGUUGGGAGCGGAACUUCAGGAUCUGCGCGGCCCCAUAUGGCGGGCGGUACCCUCACUUUGCUCCAGAGAGAUCGGCAGGGACUCGCACCAGUUUGUGAGGCGCGUGUGCGGAGCCCGCGGCCUCGUGCAGCGGCUGGAGCUUCAGGGCCGUCUGGAGAAGCACACAGGCUGCGUCAACACAUUGCACUUCAACCCCUCGGGCACACGCUUGGCUUCAGGCAGCGAUGACCUGCGAGUGGUGAUCUGGGACUGGGCUAUCCGCAAAGCUGAGCUGGAGUUUGACAGCGGCCACAAGAGCAAUGUCUUUCAGGCAAAGUUCCUGCCUCACAGUGGAGACUCCACCUUGGCCAUGUGUGCCCGAGACGGUCAGAUCAGAGUGGCAGAGCUCUCCGCCACACAGCGCUGCAAGAACACCAAACGUGUAGCACAGCAUAAAGGGGCAGCACACAAGCUCGCUCUUGAGCCGGACUCCCCCUGCUACUUUUUGUCGGCUGGAGAGGACGCCGUGGUGUUUGGUAUUGACCUGCGUCUAGACCGUCCUGCUAACAAACUGGUGGUUGUGAAGGAGGGUGAUAAAAAAGUUGGGCUGUACACCAUCUUUGUCAACCCAGCUAAGACACACCAAUUUGCUGUGGGAGGCAGAGAUCAGUAUGUGAGGAUCUACGACCAGAGGAAGAUAAAUGAGAACGAUAACAAUGGUGUGCUCAAAAAGUUUUGUCCUUCUCAUCUGGUGUCCAGUGAAUCCAAAACCAACAUAACCUGCCUUGUGUACAGUCACGAUGGCACAGAGCUCCUUGCCAGCUACAACGAUGAAGACAUCUACCUGUUUGACUCCAACCACAGUGAUGGCGCUGACUACCGCAGGAGAUACAAGGGACACCGCAAUAAUGCCACAGUGAAGGGAGUGAACUUCUACGGGCCGUGCAGUGAGUUUGUGGUCAGUGGAAGCGACUGUGGACACAUCUACCUGUGGGACAAGUACUCUGCACGCAUUGUCCAGUUUAUGGAGGGAGACAAAGGAGGAGUGGUGAACUGUCUGGAGCCACAUCCACAUCUUCCAGGUAUCGCCACCAGUGGGCUGGACCAUGAUGUCAAACUGUGGGCACCCACAGCUGAAAGCCCCACAGGACUCAAGGGUCUGAAAGAGGUGAUGAAGAAAAACAAGCGGGAGCGCGACGAGGACAGCGUGCGCCACGGUGACCAGUAUGACACCCAGCUGCUGUGGUUCCUGAUGAGACACAUGAGGAACAGACGGCCAGCGAGGCCUCGGGGUGCAGAAAAUGACACUGAUGAUUCUUGGAGCUCUCCUGAAUCCUCUGAUGAAGAGGAAGGAGGUCCAGACCAUGUCCAGUGCAUGUCGUCCUGAGCCACACACACACUCAAACACACACACAUGCACUCACAUACAUACAUACACACUUGAUUGCCCUUGAAUUGAUGCACAUAGGCAGGCACUAUUGACACACUGGCACACUCAAACACUGAUGAGCCACAGACUUGUUUUCUCUCUCUCUCUCUUUUCUUUUUACACACACAGACAAACACAUUUACAUGAACACACAGCUAAAACAGAGUGACAACUCAGCUUGACACCCCUGUGUCCCAGAAGUUGUGAGUGUGCAAAUGGCAACUAUAGAGUGCAUACACACCUCCAGAACCCAGAAUUGUGCAGAGUUUUGUGUGUGUGUGUACAUCCCUACAAACCUCUUGGAGGCCCCUCUGCUUGUUCAUACAUUAUCUAUAAGCUCUGCCUCACCCAGAACGUUGAACUGGUGUGUGAAUGGCAGCAAGCACCUCCUUUUUAAAGCACCCUGUAGGAAGCUAUACAUCACCAGCACACAACCCCCCCCCCCCCCCUGCCUCUCUUAGUAGCACCUACCUUAUUUGGAGGAAGAGUGUAAAUUUGUACUCUGAAACCAAGCCCACAAUGUGACUUUCUUUAAAGAGUUAACAGUACAGAAGGAAAAUCCCAGCACCCCUUAAUGCAUCACCCCAUUCUCGUAUAGAUUUCUGGCCCUAGGCUUGUGCAGCUUGGUUGCAUUUCCUCAGACUACUAAAUCCCUACAUGCUGCAUCCCCCUACAUGCUGCCCCUUACUCCCUCCUCUGUCUCUUCAUCACACCCCCCUCCCCUCCCCUCACUUCUGAGUGCACUUUGAAUCAGGGAUGCUUUAGUUUGAGACGGACAAAAUGUGCACUGAGUGUGGUCUUUGUGGGUGGGAGGCGUUGUCCUGUAUCUUGUAUUGGAAAACUUUAAAUUAAGUUUAGUUCCCGUACUUUCUUUUCGUUUGUGAUUUGGGGGGGGAUAUUUUGCACUUUCUCUGUUUGACUAAAGAGGAGGUUCCUUUUGCUUCCACCAGCCCUUCCUCACUUUCCGCCCUGACACUGAAUUGAAAGAGGAAAACUUCAGUUCAAAUCUCAGUCAGCAUAGACCUACAGAUAAAGAUGGUGUUCAGCAUGUGCAUUGGAUGUAAGAACAGAUGUUGGAGGAAAUGUGAAGAGGCAGAACCGACCUGGAUUCAAUCAGAAAUUAAAGACUUCCUGUGUGCCAAUUGAGAACUAAGUUAUAACGGACUACAAUUGUUUAAAAAAAAAAAAAAAAUCAUGUUGCUAAAGAACAGUUAUCUGAUAAAUAUUUUAAACCAGGUCGCAUGUUUGCUGUCGGCUGAAAGAGGAGGACAGCGGGGGCAGCGGGGGUCAAUAUGCUUGCCAGUCUUAUGUUGUGUGAGAGCGAUAAAGUCCAGCUUUUUCUCAUUUUCUAUGAGAACUCUACUUAGUUGAAUUUAUAUGUAAAUAUAUAAAUAUAUAUUAAAACUGUAAAAAAAAAAAAAAAAAAAAUCAACUUUAGCAAAUGCUGUUUGACUUCCAAAAAAAAAAAAAGGAAAAACAAGAUGUCAGAACAUUAGAUUGGUAUUGAUGCAGAGGUUUAUAUUCUAUAUGAGGAAAUAGUACUUUUAAAAUCCAGAGGAAGAAACAAAGUUGACUUAAAGCACCAUUUCUGUUCAGUUUCUCUUUUAUGAAUGACAUCCCUCUGUUCAGAACAGAACCGCUGUCAUUUCAAGUGUUAAAAGUUUGGAUUCUCUUUCUUGUUCAAGAUAUAUUAUUAAACAAAACCAGUAUUUCCUUUUAGAUCUUAAUCCAACAUUUGAGACUGUUGUAUCCAGAGUUUCCCACUGGCUAUUUUUGGCAUCUUGUAUACGUAAAAAAAAAAAAAAAAGGCUUUUGAUGAAAACAGUUUUGUUUCCACCACUGCCUAAUAUGACAUUAUACCAGUUCAGUUGGAGAUAUGUACAAUUCGUGCAAUAAACAAAACGACAGUGUA